Helicoverpa zea (corn earworm) is the source of this 6922-nucleotide messenger RNA. It is a transcript of the gene Golgin104, whose product is annotated as coiled-coil domain-containing protein 186. Gene Ontology annotation, biological process: vesicle cytoskeletal trafficking. The transcript has 15 exons. NCBI's taxonomy places the organism in Eukaryota, Metazoa, Arthropoda, Insecta, Lepidoptera, Noctuidae. Gene Ontology annotation, molecular function: small GTPase binding. Bases 135 to 3062 code for a protein of 975 amino acids. Gene Ontology annotation, cellular component: trans-Golgi network. The record is from RefSeq and is a predicted model, not a curated record.
ACGUCAAAGUCAAACACUGCUGAUGUUUAUUUUUAUUAAAAAAAUAACAAUAAUUUAGUUUCUUCAUGGCUUAUUUGUUCAUUAUCAAAAAGUUAAAUGAAAUAGAUGAUAAAUAACAAGUGUAAUUAUCAAAAAUGUCGACGGAAUUGGAAGAAAACGAGGUCCAUAUUGAGUCUGUUGACGUCAAUGAAAAAGUGAAAGAAAAUGGAUCAAUGGGCGAAACUAUUUGUGAUUCGGGGCUGGACACGUUAGACUCGUGUUCUGCCGCCUUCCCAGCUUCUGAUUCCGAGCUAUCUCCGAUUAAAAAUAUAAUAAACCAUGAUUUGGGCAAUGGAACGUCCACGGACAGCCUAUCCAACGAGAGUAGUCUUUCCAGCCCAGGGUCUGAAGACGGCGUUACUAACAAUUUAAAUUUCGAAUUUCCUCAAAAAACCGAUGUCGAUUUAGCCAAAGAAUUAAUCAUGAAUUGUAUAGAAAGUAUGAAUAUUGAUGAGACAGAUGGAAAAAUUGAUCAAAAUGGUGAAAUAACUGAUUUUAAAGACACAGAUUAUAAUAAUGUAAAUAGGCCUCUAACUACAUCGACUGUAAGUCUCAACGAGCAUAAAUGUUCUGAAAACAAUGUCAUGUGUAAAUCUCCUUUUAGUAAAAGUGCUGAAAAUAUCUCAAACAUAUCAUAUACAGUACCAAUCGAAAAUGCAAGCUUAAAUUCUAGUGACAAAGAAUUGAAUGCUGACAAAAUACUCUCAGACUUUGCCAGCCAAAAAACUAAAGUUAGCGCUGUUCAUAAAAUACCUGAAAACCUAGUAAAUAUAGAUCCUAAAUACACAAGAAUACCAAAAGAGUUAUUAUCUCAAGAUAUAGGUAGCAUAGUUAAGAACGUACACGGUAUAUUUUCAUCCGUUAGUGGCAGCUUAAAAAGUGCCUACACCCACAGAACAAGCUACAAUCAGAAACCAGUAAAAAAUACCAAAAACCUGCCAAAUGGUAAACUAAUGAAUGAUAUAUUUGAAGAUGAGAAUGUAGACACCAAAACUGAAAUCCCAGAAAAAGUUGAAACAACUGAGCAUCAGGAAAUAAUUCCAAAUUCAAAUGUAGAGGUAGUAAUACCAAAGACAACUGAAGCAGACACCACAGAGGUCGGUGAUGCUAAAAAGGAUGUUAUGCGGUUACAAAUAGAGUCUUUGGAGAGAGUGCUGGCUGAACAGAGAAAGGAGAAUGCGUCCUUGAGGGAUAGAGUUAAACAGCAAUGUGAUGAGCUGCAGCAAAAGGAUAUGACCUUCAAAGAAUUGGAGGUCAAGUUGGAUAUGAUGGGCAAACGCGUAGACCACGCGGAACGCGAAAAAGACGCGGCAGUAAUGCGUUACGCGAGCGUAGAAUGCGCCGCUAUAGAAGCAAAGCGGGCGGCUGAAAAUGCUGCUAAAGCUGAGAAGGCGGCCCAGGGGGAGGUGGAACUCCUCAACGGGAAGCUCAGGUCGGCCCAUGCUGAGAAACAGAGGAUCUGUCAGUUGUAUGAUGAUAAGUGCCACGAACUAAUGAACAGCGAGCGUGAGCUAGCGAAGUUGCGCGAAGACUUGCGCGAGCUGGACGGCAGACUCAAGUGGACGCAGAGCAAGCUGCGGAUGGAGAUGGACGCUUAUAAGGAAACAUCAGAACGCGCAGAGAAACUUACCCAGCAGGUGACAGAGUUAGAAGCAGCUAAAGAGGCCGCCACUGCCAACGCUACCGACUCCGCUCGCGCCAAGCAACUAGAAGCAGAACUCAAAGAAAGCCAAGCCGCGUUAAUACUAUGUCGUCACGAACGAGACGAGUUAGAACGUCGUCUGACAUCCGCCACCCAGCAGUUAGACAGCUGCACGAGACAGCGGGACACCGCUAGCGCCGCCCUCGCUCGCUCCACUGCCGAGGUAGAACAACUAAAAGAGAGUAAUCUGCGUUUAGAAGAGGAGGCUGCGGAGUUAGCAGCUUUGAGGGCGAAAGCUGCUUUAGCGGACACUCUUAGUGCGCAGUUGCAGAGAGAAACAGAGCGAGCAACGCAAGCGGAAGAAGCAUUGAGCGUAGAACGAGCAGUCGCCGAGACCUGCGGCCGCAGAGAGGCCGCCGCCUUAGAGCAUGCCGCCAAGCUGACUGCCAACCACGUGGCUGUUAGCGCCGCUGCCAGUCGACAUGAGGCUGAGGCCCGAGCUUUAGGCGUAGACAAUGCAUCUCUUCGGGAACGUCUGGUGACGCUAGAGGGAGAGUGUACGCGACUGCACGCGGCUCUAGCCGAGGAGACCGAUAGGCGGAACAAGGAGAACAGAGUGCUGGCUAGGAAGGUGGCAGAGCUGACAGAAGAGUUGUCAGAAGCGAACAAGAAGUUGGAGUGGGAGAAGGGGGAGAAUGGAGUUCUCAAGAAGAAACAUACCAGUGCCAUAAAGGAAUUGAAUCGCGAGCUACAACGCGCUGUGAAGCGCUGCGAGCAGCUGGAAGCUAAACUGCCGCAACAGCUAGCGCCCUCUACGAGAACAGGGUCGGUAUCAUCACUCAGCAGCGGCGAGAGCGCUCCUCAUGAGGACAGGCUGCACAACGGACACAGCGACGCCUUACCCGAUAUACAGAUUAAAUAUCCAACUCUAUUCGGUAAAAUAUUCCCUAAGGUCCGUGAACCAGACCGUCAAACUCUCAUAGAGCGAAUAGUCUCCUUACAACGAGCAGCCGCCCGAAGGUCUGAGCGCUGCGAGUUCCUAGAGGAGCACUCGCGACAGCUCACCUCGGAGCUGAGGGCGAAGUCCCGGCUGCUGCGCCAUCUGCUGUGCACCCUGCCUGCUGGUGCCGUCGCCUCUAGUACCAGGGAUGAGAAUAAGAAAGAGAUAGCCCGUCUAGGCGGCGGCGCUAUGGCGGCGGUGUGGGGCGGCGACCCGACGGGGCUGCCCGCCGAGCUGUCGCUGGAGAUGACGCGGCGUCUGCAGGCCGUGCUCGAGGACACGCUGCUCAAGAACAUCACGCUCAAGGAAAACAUGGACACAUUGGGCGCAGAAAUAUCUCGACUAAAAGAACAAUUAAAGUCAGCCAGCGAGUCUAAAUGAACGAAAACUAUUAUAAAUACUAAAAUUUAAGUGAAAUCACAUUAAUUCCAUUGUUAUAUUAUUAUAUGGAUGACAUUCCAAAACAUGCCAAUGAUAAACAUAAGGCUUUUAUGACAAACUUUUUGGUCGCCAUUUUAGAAAAAAAAUACGCAUUUUUCAAAACUUUGACAUUCCUUCAAGUAUUUAUUUUAAUAUUGGUAAAUUAUUGCUUUAAUAAAUCUGUAUUUCAUUUGAUGUAAGUGUUUGCGCAAAAUUACAUGUUGCGCAAAUUAUGUGCAAAGAAUUUUACUUGCGCAAACUUUGCGCCAUAGCUCGUUAUACGUAUUGAAACCUUAUGGGAAAUUAGAAAAGAACAAAUUAAAAAAAAUAGUUUACAUGAGUAUUUUAGUUAGAAAUGGCGAUCUUUAAGUUAUUACGAAGCUUAUAAAUUCUUAUUAAAAAUUACUAUUAAAAUCAAUUAUAAAUGUUAUCCUACUCUUAAUGUAUGAUAAUAAAUUUUGUUGAAAUUAUUUAUUAACGGUUGUUCCCAAUAUUGUAUAGACCUUACUAGAAACAGAAUUCUGACAUAAGCCCCAUACAAGUAACGUCAAACUCCGAUCUCUAGUAAGCGAAACAGAUAGUAUAUUGGGACCGGCCGUAAAAGUACUGUAAAAAUUACGGACACGUUUAUGUAAAUGCAAUUUUAAAAUGAUUAAAUCAAAAUUGAUUAUUGCACUCAGCAGUGUAUUAUAAACUGAUCACAAAAAAUCUUCCUAUGAUAUAAAACUAUAGUUUAACUUUAAUUCCUAUGGACUUCGGUGAGUUGCACCAUUAAACUAUAGCUAUAACCGAACCAUUUUCUGUGUUUCGGAUGGCACGUUAAACUGUAGGUCUCGGCUGUCAUCGAACAUCCUUGGCAGUCGUUACGGGUAGUCAGAUGCCAGUAAGUCUGACACCAGUCUAACCAAGGGGUAUUCGGUUGCCCGGGUAACUGGAUUGAGGAGGUCAGAUAGGCUACAUCAGCUACAUCUGGUUAGACUGAAAGCCGACCUCAAAAUGGUUGGGAAUAGGCACGGAGGAUGAACCGAAUCAUUUUCAGUUGUCAAAUCGCUGAUUUGGCCAAUGCGCGGCAAGUAUACGGCUGGUUAUGGUUUGAUUAUCAUUAUAGUUAAAUGGUGCAACUGGGUCUUAGAUAUUUUACGAAAUGAUUUAAAUUAUAAACUUUCCAUUCUGUAAAUACAUAUACCUACUAUGUAUGAUUCUAUAAAAUACUGUAUGUUGGAUUUCGUGCGAAACUUUAAAAAAUAUAGUAAGUACUAAAAUAAAAUGCAAUAUGAAUAUCAGUCAUCUUACGUCCAGGACGUUCAAAGCGGGAAGUUUUGAAACAACCGAUAAAUUUUCUCCGCUUUGGUCGAACCUGGGCAUAAUUUCUGGGCCACAAAUUUAAUGUCACAAUGUUUUUAUGAAGUAUCAAAUAUCUUGGUCCAAUAGUAGAUCAUCAUCAUCAUCAUCUCAGCCAUAGGACGUCCACUGCUGAACAUAGGCCUCCCCCUUAGAUCUCCACAGGUACCUGUUGGAAGCGACCUACUAAUUGUAGAUGAGUUCGUCAAAUGUAUUGGAAACCCUGAGAUUUCUUUAAAUAAUAAACAAAAUACCUUUAUUUUCAAAAAAAUAUAAAAAUCUACUUUUGAACCAAGAUAUAUUAUUUGUUAAGAAUUUAACUCAAAACUUUUGGUAUAUGGGCCAUAUCCAAGUGACUUCAUUAAUUGCUUUACAUUAUUUAUUCUCAAUUCAUUUCCCAUUUUGUCCAGUCUUUAUUUAUUUAUGACUGUUAUAAGUCAAUCAUAUCUUAAUGAGUGAAACAUUUAAGCCUAAUUAGCCAGUCAUCGCGUCCCAAAAAAAAAAAACUAUGACUUAAAGAAAAAAAAAUUAUCACCAAAAUUAAUUAUAUUUCAAUAAUUUAAAAAACCUGUAUCAUCAUUGUAAAUAGAAUUAAAAUUUGUUUUAUGAACUAUAUUUUAAUUUAAAAAUAUACCAUGUAUUAUAAAUCGUUUAGUUUUAAAAUUAUUGCAAUGUAUGUACCUAGUUUUUUUUCUAUUUAUUUUAGUUUUUCGAUCGACCAAAAUUGUAUUGUAUGAGACCAUGACUUGUGUGUUUGUCUGUCUGUCACCCUUCCAUGAAGAUAAAGAAGAUAUUGUAAUCUAGAUAUAUAUGUUAGAUUUUUAUGGAACAAAAUUCACAGGGGGUCAAACGGGGUCAUGAUAAAGUAUUUAAAUGGGUUGAUGAUCAGGGGAUCAAAUGGGGGUCAUGUUUAGGAGGUCAAUUGGGGUUAACCCUAAGAACUCAAGUGAACCUUGGGAAACAGUUUUUAAAUAAACUACAUUUUGGUCGAUAUCUUAUUUUCUGUUACCGCCUAUUUUACUGGUCUAUUCCGUUAACUUUAAUUCCUUGUGUGCGUUUAAAGUUCAAAUGUCGUGUCAUACUGUAUAUUAUACGUAUUUUGGAUUUGUGAUGGUCGAAGCAGCUUUGUCAAAAGAUUUUUAAAAGUUUUAAAAUUAGUAAAAAUCCUUAGCAAAAUUUUCGGAAAGUACGUUUAACUGGUGGGUCCCGGUUGCCAUUUGAACAUCUUUGGCAGUCGUUACGGGUAGUCAGAAGCAAGAAAAUUAAUCUUUUUAAAGCUGCCUCGAUCUUGAAAUGUUGGCAAAUGUAUAUCAAUGUAUAUUCUACAUUAUUAUGAAAUGUAAUUAUGAUUUUUUAAGUACUUUUGUGCUAUGUUAUGAUAGUUUAAUAUACGGUUUCCUAUACUUUACACUGUAGUUUAGAAAAUUCUUACUAGUAUUAUAAAUGCGAAAGUAAACAUAUUUGUUUGUCGGGCUUUCACGCCAAAACUGACACAGACAAUCUAAAGCCUGAGGCCUGCCCACAUCCGAUAAUCGAUGACCGAUGUUUUGUACGGGAAAAAAGACCACACUGAUAGCAAUAAUGCAACGCACAUGACCAACAAAAAGUCAGCCAGAAAAUCCUAGUCAGAUAGUCCUACAAAAAAUCAGACCGAUUAUCUGUCUUACAAAAUGUCUGACGUGGGUGGGAAAUCUAAAGCUACUUUAUAUCCAGGUGAGGGAACACAGUGUAAUGUAUUGGAAAUUUGUAUUUGUGUGUUUACACGAGACCUCAUGUCGGUGUCUAUAGUAAUGUUAUAUUAUUCUCGAUCAAACAUGUAUUAAUAUUGUAUAGUAUUAUAUUAUUAUCGCGCUGUGUACGUAUCGACUUUAUUUAGAAAUAUUUUUCUCCAAUUAUUUGGAAGUUAAUUCCAUCAUCAUCAGUAUUUUUUAUCGUCCCACUGCUGGGCUGCGGCCUCCUCUCACACGGAGGAUUGAGCGUUAAUCACCACGCUUGCUCAAUGCAGGUUGCUGAUUUCAGACUUUAUAGUCCAAGUUUCCUCGAGAUGUUUUCUUUCAUCUUUUACUCAGUCAUUUAUGUCCUAGAUACUCGCCGAUAACAUAAACGUCAGUUUUCUUAAAACAAGUGUUUACUAUAAAUUUUCAUAUGUGCAAUAAAGAGAAAACAUUUUUUGUUUGGAAACAAACCCUAAAGGCUCCAAACUAAUGGACAGAUUUGAAAAAUUCUUUCACUGUUGGGGCGCUACACUCUUCCCGAGUAACAUAGGCUAUAUUUUAUCCCGGUACGGGCUUAGUUCCUUCGAGACGCGGGUGAAACCGCGGGAAAUCGUCUAGUUUUAAAUAUAGUAUGAAGUCGGUACGUAUAUAGCGCUUAUCAUUGUAUUGUAUAAUAAGAGAUUAUCUUAACAAUUGUUGUGAAGUGGGAAUUCUACGCGACUCGCGACCGUUAUGGUGUACGAAAUAUAAUUAUUUUCAGCAUUC